UCCAGAGGACGAAGAAUUGAAAAUUUCACGAAAAUUUAACAGAGAAAUAGAAUCAGUUGUUCGGCGAAGACGAAGGUUUUACCUAUUAUCCAGGUGAUAACGGCGACGUUUCCCUUCGCAUAGGAGGUUAGAGAUGAAGAAGUCGCCAUUGCCAGUGCAGAAUAUUUGCAGUAAUGAGAAGAAGAUAACUGGAAAAGAAGCAUUGGUGAAGCUAUUGAGAUGGCAUUUUGGUUAUUCUGAUUUCAGAGCCAAGCAGUUGGAAGCGAUUCAAGCUGUUUUAUCAGGGAGAGAUUGCUUUUGCUUAAUGCCAACUGGAGGAGGCAAGUCUAUGUGUUAUCAGAUUCCUGCUCUUGCAAAACCAGGGAUUGUGCUUGUUGUUUCUCCUUUAAUAGCUUUGAUGGAAAACCAAGUCAUGGCUUUGAAGGAGAAAGGAAUUGCUGCUGAGUUUCUCUCCUCAACCCAAACAUCACAGGUCAAAAAUAAAAUUCAUGAAGACCUGGAUUCUGGAAAACCAUCCGUAAGGCUGUUGUAUGUGACUCCAGAAUUGAUUGCAACAGCAGGAUUUAUGUCAAAGCUAACAAAGAUUCAUGCUAGAGGAUUCUUGAAUCUCAUUGCAAUAGAUGAGGCACAUUGCAUUUCAUCAUGGGGCCAUGAUUUCAGGCCUAGUUAUCGUAAGCUUUCAACUUUAAAGAAUCGUCUUCCAGAUAUACCAACUUUGGCUUUGACGGCCACAGCUUCUCCUGAAGUGCAGAGGGAUGUGAUAGAGUCUUUGUGUCUGCAAGACCCUUUGAUUCUCAAAUCUUCCUUUAAUCGUCCAAAUAUAUAUUAUGAAGUUAGAUAUAAAGAUCUUCUGGAUGAUGCUUAUGCUGAUUUGUCCUCUGUACUCAAAUCCAGUGGGGAUGUAUGUGCAAUUAUUUAUUGCCUAGAGCGAACCACUUGUGAUGGCUUGUCUGCUCAUCUUUCCCAAAAUGGCAUUUCCAGUUCUGCUUAUCAUGCAGGGUUGAACAAUAAAUUACGUACCACUGUCUUAGAUGAUUGGAUUUCUUCUAAAAUACAAGUUGUUGUUGCUACAGUAGCUUUUGGAAUGGGUAUAGAUAGAAAGGAUGUCAGAAUGGUUUGUCACUUUAAUAUUCCAAAGUCAAUGGAAGCUUUCUAUCAAGAGUCAGGCAGAGCUGGUCGAGAUCAAUUGCCCUGUAAAAGUCUGUUGUACUAUGGAGUUGAUGAUCGCAAAAGAAUGGAGUUUAUUCUAAGAACUGCUGGGAGCAAGAAGUCACAAACUUCAAGUUCACAGGAUGAAUCGUCAAAAAAAUCCCUCUCUGACUUUAGUCAGAUGGUUGAGUAUUGUGAAGGUUCUGGAUGCCGUAGGAAAAAAAUUCUUGAGAGCUUUGGGGAACAGGUACCUGCAUCACUAUGUAAAAAAUCUUGCGAUGCUUGCAAACAUCCAAAUAUAGUGGCCAAGUACUUGGAGGAGCUGACAACAACUUGUGCUGCUCGUCAGAGAAACAGCUUUUCUAGAAUUUUUAUAAGCAGCUCCACAAAUUCAAUUGAUGGAGAACAAUUCUCUGAAUUCUGGAAUCACGGUGAUGAAGCUAGUGCUUCAGAGGAAGAUAUAUCUGAUUCGGAUGAUGCUACUGAGGCUGUUAAGAGCCUAGCCAGAUCAAAGUCAAUAAAAUCAGGGGUGAAUGAAAGGAUUGACAUAUUGCAGCGUGCAGAAGAAAAUUAUUAUCAGAAUAAGAACUCUAAGAAACAGGCCAAUAAGCUCGACAAGAAUGCUAUUUCUGAAACACUGAGAGAAUCUACCAAGCAAAGAUUAUUAAAUGCUCUGAAGCAGGCUCAGGAACGGCUUGGCAACUUGAGCAUCAAAUUUGAAGAAUCAGCUUCCUUCCUUGAAAACGAAUGCUUCAAGAAGUAUGGGAAGAGUGGGAAAACAUUCUAUUUUUCACAAGUUGCGAGUACGGUGAGGUGGAUAUCAACGACAAAUGCAACCGAGUUAACAAAUCGGAUCAGCAGCAGUACCCCUCCACCUCCCCCUUCCCUUCCUGAGAACAGUGUGCCCAAGGAAGAACCUCCCAAGACACUGUCACCCUUGUUGGAAAAAAAGCCAAUAACAACUGCUGACUUAGAACUCCAUAGCAGUAUCAGAUCAGAAACUACGAGUAUUUCUCCAUCACAGAGUGCAAAGUUGCCUGGCAUUCCCUCCUUUUCGGAGUUCGUGAAUAGAAAAAAGGGAAGAGACGAUAAUUCACAUGCAUCACUCGCUCGAUCACCUAAGACAUUAAAGAAUAGCACAGAGAAGAAGCUGAGGCUGGAAUAAGUCAGUUUUAUACGUUUUUCUGGUCUCUUUAAGUAUAUGCAGUGUAAUUGAUAGUUGUAUAGAAAAUUUUGUGAGAAAUCCUGAUCGUUGAUAUAAAUUUUGUAGUAAUAGAUAUAUCCUUUUUCAUUUAUAA
Molecule: messenger RNA, 2447 nt
Organism: Jatropha curcas
Lineage: Eukaryota; Viridiplantae; Streptophyta; Magnoliopsida; Malpighiales; Euphorbiaceae
Source: RefSeq, a predicted model, not a curated record